This is a messenger RNA of Triticum turgidum subsp. durum (durum wheat), 558 nucleotides long. NCBI's taxonomy places the organism in Eukaryota, Viridiplantae, Streptophyta, Magnoliopsida, Poales, Poaceae. The record is from the annotation of a GenBank genome assembly.
AUGGCGAGCAAGGCGACGGCGGCGACGUCGUGGCGGUGGCGGCUGCUGCUGCUGCUGCUGGUGGCGGUGGCGGCGCUGUGCUGGAUCCCGCCGGCGAUCGCGAUGGCGGCGGCGGCGUCGACGGCCAAGAAGGGGGCGCGGAGGUCGCUGCUGGGGUUCGUGGAGGCGCAGGGCAACUCCUCCUACCGCUGCAGCCCCUCCGGCCCCUGCAUCCCCUGCCAGUACUCCGAGAAGAAUGACGAGAAGUACUGUUGCAGCGAAACUGGCUACCGUUUGCCUUUGAAAUGUAUACAGGUACAAAAUGGUACAAAAGAAGAGAACAAAACAAAGGAUAGAAAGAUGUUGGCAGAGACAUCCAUGCCAGCUGGCCCAAAACAUUAUGUUACUUACAGGAGUUGUGUACCAUUGGAGGCUGAAGAGAAACUAUCUAUUCUUGGUUUCGAGGUCCUCAUGGCUGGAAUGUUGCUUGUAAGUGGGCCGUUCGUGUAUUACCGGAAAAGGCAAGCAAGUGUAAUGCAAGGGGUUUCAAGAAUCCCGACAAACCCUCCUAGGUUUUAG